UACACCGAAGAAGAAUGGGAUGAAUAAUUUGAUAGAGAGUGAAGAUGCAUCACCGCCACCAAUCCCUAAUUUGAGAUUGGAGGCAAAGUUGACAGCUGAUGUUAGUGAUUAUGCUUUCUACUUUUUUUGGGAAGUUUUAGUAUGGUUUUUGUUUACCAUUGUACUAACUCUGGGAAGCUUGCAUUAGCAGUUUGUUGGCUAUUUCUUUUUUCUUUUUUACGGGUUGAUGUUGAUGGAGAACGUUGUGUUAGAUGUUGAAGAGCAGAUAUCAUGUUCCAAUGCUGAAAGAUUUAGUGGUAAUGCAGUAAUAUAAAAAUAGUUCCAACAAAUUAAAAGAAAAAAGUCCAUGGUAGAAUAUUAGUUUGUGUUUAGGGUUUUUUUAGAAACACUGGGAUGCGUAAAAAUCAGGAUUCGGGAAAGAAUAUAAUCGAACAUAGUUACUGGUGGUUGGUGAUUCUAAUUUACUGAAAGGAAGAUGCUAGGGUAACAAUAGGUGAUGAAGGUCAUAUGCUGUUCGGUUGGAGGUAGUUGAUGAUGUGGCAUAGCUUGUGAUGAAGCUCUUGGAGCUUAAAUAAUGCCCAGCAUGAUGUCAUUGGGCAGGAUGUGCCUAAUUAUGAGACUAGGCCGGAUGAUAGGCAACCUUCACUAUUACAGCCUAGUGAAGAUCUUAUUUCUCUCCCAAUUUCCUGGACCACAAUUAAUGUGGAGAGACUGCUAGGGUUUUCCUUGCAACACAGGAAGCUGCUAUUUUCCUUUUUAUUUUUUUCAGAAACUCAUCUGCCCCAUUCCCCCAUCCAAAAAGGAAAAUUCACGAAUGUUUGCCGGAAGGCAAAUUCAUCCAUUUUUCACAUCAUUGAAAGCGGGAAAAAAGAGCCAGGAGACUGCUGAAUUAGGGGAAAAUGGUUGCUUGUUUGACAGAAGUAACAAAGGCAUUAAUAUUGGUCCUAUUCAUGUAUUUGAAAGAACUCAGAAUGAUGUAGUUCUUGAUUGGCAAGGUUGGACUUUUUUUGAGAAAACCUCCAUUGAUACGGAUUGCAAUCUUGAAGGCCUAUUCACAUCCGUUUUUGAAAGUUGUGUCGGGGCAUUAUGUCUUGGCAACUUUCCUGGUGUUUCACAUUUCUCUGAUGCAUCAUUUGUUCAAAACAAGUUGUCAGAUCAAUGCAUUAUUCAAGAUAAUGGCUUACUUGGGACAUCAAUGGCAGUACCUGCUCUGCUAGUAGAUGAGCAAUUGAAAAGUUAUCAGCAGUUAAAGGGCUCAGAAGGGGCUGAUAAUGUGGAAAGUUCAGAGUUUGAACAACAGAGUAGACUACUUAAAGAAAGUGGUUGCGGAUUUGUGCCAUGUUAUCAUGGCUGCAGUAUCCAGCUUGAUAAUAGCUUAUGGACUGAUAAAUACCAGCCAAAAAAUGCCAGAGAGGUGUGUGGCAAUGCUGAAUCGGUGAAGUUUAUGAGUGAAUGGUUGCAUCUCUGGCGUGAGAGAAGUUUUCAAGCAAUCAAAGUCUUCAAUAACAAUGGUAAAAGCAACAUGCAGGAAGAUGAUGAUGAUUUUUGCGAAAGUGAUUUUGAUUCAGAAAACACAGAUGGAGGGGAUAGCCUGAAGAAUGUUCUCUUAGUUACUGGACCAAUUGGGAGUGGGAAGUCUGCGGCUAUCCAUGCUUGUGCAAAGGAACAAGGAUUUAAAGUUCUGGAGUCCAAUGCAUCAGACUGUCGAAAUGGAGCUGUUGUGAAGCAAAAAUUUGGAGAGGCGUUAAAAUCACACUGCCUUACAGGGUCGCUAGAAAAUCCUGUAGAUUCACUUAGCAAGCAUGUGAUGAAAUUUGCAGGACCUUUAUCUAAUAGUGAAGCAGUGCAACAAUUUGAUAAUGAGGUGAUACCAAUAUCCGAUGAGGAAGAUCCAUUUGGUGCCCAUGGAGCCUCUGGAAAACGUGUCUGUAAUGAUAGUGAGACUGGCAUUGGUCAAGCUAAAGCUAAAGCUUUGAUUCUCUUCGAGGAUGUAGAUAUCAGUUUUCCUGAAGAUCGUGGUUUUGCUGCUGCUGUAAAGCAAAUUGCUGAAAAAGCAAAAGGGCCUGUGAUACUGACUAGUAAUAGUAACAAUCUUGUUCUGCCGGACAACUUGGACAGGCUAGAGUUAUGUUUCACAAUGCCAUCACAAGAAGAGCUGCUUCACUAUAUUUAUAUGGUCUGUGCAGCAGAGAAAGCCACCAUUCAACCACAUUUGCUAGAGCAAUUAAUUAAAUGUUGUAAAGGUGAUAUCCGGAAAACCAUCAUGCAUCUCCAGUUUUGGUGCCAGAGCAAACAAUAUCAAAAAGAUGAGGACUUUAAUAAACAACCUUCUGUAGUUUCAGACAAGAAUGUCAACCGUGAAUUAUUCAUCGAAAAAGAUUGCAGACUACUUUCUCAUUGUUCAAAUUGCAUAAGGCCAUUAAUAGAUGAGCUACUUUGUUCUGAAGUGGAGAAACAUAAGGACAGGGGCUUCCAAGGCUUGGAAACAGAAAAUAAUUUACAAGUGGAAACUUGCAAUUCUGUGGAUGUGUCGUAUGUUCCUGAGACUGAAAUUGGUGAUGGAAUGGAGCUGUCUUCUACAGCUGUGUCUAAUGUAAAUGUUGCUGAAACAAUGGAAGUUUCAGUGAGUUGCAAGUUCACAGAGGACCUUUUGCCAGUUGAAUCAAAUGACCCUGGUAAAUUUAUACAUAAAUUAGUUAAAACUUCAGAGAUGUUAGGCGGCACAUGCAGUAUUACUGCAGAAGCAUCUCCUGAAGAGGUGGUGGAGCAUUCUCAAAAUGAGUAUGAUGAGGUUGUAUCAAGUGGGCAUCCAGUGAUGGAUGAAUGCGGCUGCAUGAAUUUCAACAAAAGAUCCUUUUCCUUGGGGAAAUUUAAUAACCAGGGGGUGACUGAUUUAGUACAAGAAUCAUGGAAAAAACUUCGUGACAGUCAUGCUGAUAUAAAACAUUAUGCUGAGUUAGAGCCAAUAGAUGCUCUUAAAAUUUUAAAACUUACUUCUAGAAUGAGUGAUCUAAUUUCACAAGCUGACCAAUUGCUUUCCAAGUGCCAGAUGCAAGAUUCUUUGGAGCUGUUAAUGCUCCCUUCUGAGAAUUCAGAUGCAUUUAGCUGGUGUGAUGAACAGCUGCAGAUGGCUAACACAGUUUCACAACAUGGAUUUUGCUUGUAUGCUAAAGAAAUUGAUACUAUAGGAUCAAACAUGGGUUUUGAGCUUAGGGUGGAUUUGAGCCAGGAGAUGCUGGCUUCCUCAACUAGUACAAUGGUACUCGGUAGAUUGUUUGGACAUGAUGCUAGAGCAAGCAGGAAUUCAGUUGAUGGAAAGGUUUUGGACAUGAGCCCAUCAAACCAUGAGCUAGCCGUGAAAAGGGAUGUAAAAUCAUGUCUUUUCAACAUCAUUAGGUCUAUAGUCCCUUCAAGAUUAUACUUGGCACUGAACAGUGCUGCAUUCCAUGAAUAUAUUUCUACGUUGGGGUGUAUUUCAAGAUCGGAAGCUUCCCGCUUAUCAGCAGGCAUGGGCUUCACAAAGAGACGGAGGACACGAGGUGCCCGGCAUUACUUGAGUACUGGUAGACUAAUGUUGUCACCUGAAGAUAUUUCAUUUUUGUGUCAAUUUAACUUUAAUGGAAAGUUAUCAUCCAACAGCUGAUGCUAGCUUCAGAAAAUCAUGAUUGAGUAAAACUAACAAAAUAGAUAUGGUAAGCUUGUAACUUGGUGUAAGGUCCUUCGCUUCAAACAGCUGCUAUGGAUAUUUAAAUGGAUGAGGGAAUGUUGAAAACUCAGCUGCUGAGAGAAAGAAAUUGUUAUUCAGCAGAUGACGAAUGGUAGUAUUUAUUUGAAAACAGCGGUCAUUUUUUGCCCACCUUUAAGUCUUGCUAACAUGCCUGAAUUAUGUGAAAGGUGGUAGAGUUGAUAUCUUAAUCUAGGAUGUGAUUCCAUCCAUUCUCAUUGUAACGCAUAUAGUCAAUAACUAUUCUUUAGUGAUAUAGUGAUAAUAAUAAGCAACAUUGAGUCAUUAUUUAAAUGAGAUAUAUAAUAAUGCAGUUUUUUGUUCGUUUAGCUAUCUUAAAAUAGAAAAAUCUCAUGUUCUGCAUAUAUUGUCUGUCAUGAAACUCUUUGAAUCAAAUUCCUUGUUAUAGGUUUGUUGAUACUUCUCAUUGCAAUGUGUAAGGGUUAUAAUUUACUAUCGUAGGUGGUCAUUUGGGGGUAAUUUAUAUGUUUAUAAAUUCGUUUUAUUUGAUGGGAACUUUUGAUGUUUGGAUAUGUAUACCUUUAGAAUGACACAAGGAUGUUAAAAGUGAAUGAGAGCCCAACAAUUGGACCCUAAAAGUCAUAAAAUACCUAAUUCACCUAUUAUAAAUUUAAAAUUCUAGUUUGAUCCCAUAGGAUAGGUGUAAAUUAGAAGAAGUCAUGUAUAUAACUUUCAUUUAUAGGAUAGAGGAUAGAAAUUAGAAACUAGUUCUUGGGGUACUAUACAAAAACAUUAUUUCCAUUUAGGUCAUUCUUCUGCUUGCAUGGGAUGAUUAUUUCGUAGUAUUUUAUUAUUUAUUAUUUUUUAUAUUUCCACCCUUUUUCCAGGGAGUAAAUCUCUUUGCUUACUGAUUAGUGAUUAUUUCAUUCACUGUGGGGCUUUGGUCCUCCUUUUGAAAUUUUGGUGAGUGUUGUCCUGCUAAUUGCCCUUGCCCUGGA
Messenger RNA from Durio zibethinus, 4683 nucleotides. NCBI's taxonomy places the organism in Eukaryota, Viridiplantae, Streptophyta, Magnoliopsida, Malvales, Malvaceae. The record is from RefSeq and is a predicted model, not a curated record.